ACUAAUACUACAACAAUGGAGUAUUUUACAAUAUCAAAACUGUCCUUUUUCCAAUUAUAUGCCCUUCAAGCCACUGCCGCCCUCGCUUUAUUCUUAUGUAUUGCAAACCCUACCUCGGCUGCUAGAUUAGAACCACAAUCGAAGACUUCCAAUACUGAUUUUGUUAAAACUUCAUGUGAGGUGACGAUGUAUCCCGACAUAUGCUACCAGUCACUCUCAGCCUAUGCUAGCACCAUCCAGACCAGCCCUCGGGAACUCGCCAAUACCGCUCUCUCCGUAAGCCUCAACAACGCGCAAUCGACUUCGACACUGGUACUGAGGUUGUCGAAAGAGCAUGGAUUAACGCGCGGAGAAACGGUUGUCAUAGCUGAUUGUGUGGAGACCAUGAGAGACUCUGUGGAUGAGCUGCACCAAUCGAUGGCUGAAAUGAAGGGUCUAGAGGGCCCUGAAUUUCAGAUGAAAAUGAGCAAUAUACAGACUUGGGUUAGUGCUGCUUUGACAGAUGAAGAUACGUGCAUGGAGGGGAAUGAAACCAAAGCAAUUAAUGGAAAAAUCAAAGACACUAUUCGGAGUAAUAUUGCCAGAGUGGCUCACUUAACCAGCAAUGCAUUGGCCUUCAUCAACAGACUCUCGCAUUAGUAUCGUUUUUCUUUCCUUUUGGUGAAAGCAGCAUCGAAAAGGGAAAAAUAAAAUAUAUGUUUUAAGUGUGGAAUUGAUAGUG
Messenger RNA from Hibiscus syriacus, 721 nucleotides. Its product is annotated as 21 kDa protein-like. Gene Ontology annotation, molecular function: enzyme inhibitor activity. The record is from RefSeq and is a predicted model, not a curated record. Gene Ontology annotation, biological process: negative regulation of catalytic activity. The transcript has 2 exons. The coding region runs from base 16 to 639 and encodes 207 amino acids. NCBI's taxonomy places the organism in Eukaryota, Viridiplantae, Streptophyta, Magnoliopsida, Malvales, Malvaceae.